Trifolium pratense (red clover) is the source of this 309-nucleotide messenger RNA. RefSeq names its product monothiol glutaredoxin-S6-like. The record is from RefSeq and is a predicted model, not a curated record. Bases 1 to 309 code for a protein of 102 amino acids. The transcript has a single exon. NCBI's taxonomy places the organism in Eukaryota, Viridiplantae, Streptophyta, Magnoliopsida, Fabales, Fabaceae.
AUGGAUUUGUUAGCAUCAUUAACAGAAAACAAACCAGUAGUGAUCUUCAGCAAAAGUACUUGUGUCAUGAAUCCUACUAUGAUAGCACUUAUAAGAGGUUUUGGUGCUGAACCUAUGGUUAUUGAGAUUGAUAAAAUGGCAAAUGGAUAUCAAUUAGAGAGAGCACUAUUUCAGCUUGGUUGUAGACCAAGUGUACCAGCAGUUUUCAUAGGACAACAAUUUGUAGGUGGUACUGAUGAAGUUAUAAGUCUCAAUGUUCAAAAUAAGCUUUCUCAAUUGCUUUUAAAGGCUAGAGCUAUUUGGUUAUAG